Messenger RNA from Cataglyphis hispanica, 24712 nucleotides. RefSeq names its product muscle-specific protein 300 kDa-like (gene Msp300). Gene Ontology annotation, cellular component: meiotic nuclear membrane microtubule tethering complex; nuclear outer membrane; cytoplasm. NCBI's taxonomy places the organism in Eukaryota, Metazoa, Arthropoda, Insecta, Hymenoptera, Formicidae. Gene Ontology annotation, biological process: nuclear migration. Gene Ontology annotation, molecular function: actin filament binding. The record is from RefSeq and is a predicted model, not a curated record.
GAGCGCGGUCACCAUAUACAUUCCGUAUUCAUGCAUUCCAUGCGCGCGUCCCAUACAUACAUAUAAGUAUACACGCAUGUACAUAGUGCCGGCGCGCGCGCACACGCCUUUGAUGAAAUCUAUACGUAGGUGCGCACUCUGCUGUCGUGGAUGCUGAUGGAAAAUCAGCCCCUAGAUAUAUUCCGAAGAAUAGCUAUCCGUCAAUUCAAUUGAUAGAACGUUUUAUGGAACGCAGUCGCUACUCGUAGGCUUGGAGUAACCAUUGAAACGAAGUGACGUCGGCGCGUAUGCGUCACAUAUGCAACUCAGUGUAUAAGGUGUGGUGUCAAGAGAACAGGUGUUAGGUAGCAAGGAAAUAGGUUUGCGUGAAAAUAGGACGAGGGGAGAAAGAGACCCGAACUGAACUCGCUAUGCGAAACGUGUCGGUCUCUGGACGAUGAAGUAGAAGAAUAAUCGGUCGAAUAUGUCGUGGACAACCCCACCUAAAGGUAGUCCAACUCCUCCGAGGGUGGACAGCCCAGGUGGUGGCGGCACUGGUGGUACCGGCGACACCGGCAGCCCAAGAACACCACGCGGUGGCCGGCUGCGUGACCGAGUGAGCUUUUUCGAACAGAUCUGUUCGGCUGGGCGUAGUCCUAGCACUGAGGAUCUUUUGGAGAACGCGGGUGCGCGCAGAUCAUCCUUUAGGUCGCCAAUACAUCAGCGACCGUCUUCCAGAGCGAGCGACUCCUCGUUCGAGGAGAGCUUUGAGCGGCUGGUGGAGGAGGGCGAGUUAAACGGUGCCAGAGUUGUAAAAUUUGAGAAGAUCACCGUGAAAAAGAGCAUACGGGAGAUCAAUCUGGAUAAUGCGAGCAAUGACGACACUGCGAUUCAGCAACGCAUGUUAACGGAGUCCAACAGAACUCCUAGCGAGGAGCAUCCUCUCGAGGAUUCGGCCUAUCAGAGUCACAGUCAUGGUGUGCACAGUCAUGGCAGUAAAUCCAGUUCGGUCACUUCCUUUAUGAGAUUCCCCUCGGAGGAGAGUCUGUCGCAGAGAAGAUGCAGUAGUCCCCGAGUCCAGCAAUCGGGUCCAGAUGAUCGGCCACCCUCCGAGUGGUAUGCCGAGUAUCGAAAUCAGAGUUUCCUGAAUGUCGCAGCGAGAAUUGACUAUAUGCGCAGUAGAAGCGAAUACGACGCACACAUUGCCGAGAUCAAAGACGAACAAGAACGCGUGCAGAAGAAAACCUUCAUUAACUGGAUUAACUCUCAUUUAUCGAAGAGAGUUCCACCACUUCAUAUUAAUGAUUUAAUCGAGGAUUUGAAAGACGGUACGCGCCUUCUCGCGUUACUUGAAGUUCUUUCAGGAGAGAAAUUGCCCGUGGAAAGAGGCCGUAAUUUAAAGAGACCGCAUUUUCUUAGUAAUGCCAACACCGCGCUACAAUUUUUACAAAGCAAAAAGAUCAAAUUAGUUAACAUAAAUUCGUCGGAUUUGGUCGACGGACGACCGCCAGUAGUACUGGGCCUAAUAUGGACCAUCAUUCUGUACUUCCAGAUCGAAGAAAACACAAGGGCUCUCGAAUAUCUUGGACAAACGUGGGGCAGCCAGAGCAGCUUGGAAAGCCUCGGCACUCAAGGCUCGGCAGCAAGCGAAAGAAAACGCAUCAGCAGCGAAAAGUGGAAACAAGGUGCACGGAAAACCUUGCUUCAAUGGGUCACUAAUGCCUUGCCCAAGGGCAUUGAUAUUCAAGUUCGAGAUUUCGGUGAAAGUUGGAGAGAUGGAAAUGCCUUCUUAGCUAUUAUCGAUGCCAUAAAGACCAACUUGGUGAAUAUAGCAGCCAUGAGAGAACUGUCGAACAAAACUCGGCUAGAAACAGCCUUCCAGGUCGCCGAAAUCGAAUUAGGUAUUGCCCGAUUGUUGGAUCCAGAGGACGUGGACGUGCCGCAACCCGACGAAAAAUCCAUUAUGACAUACGUUGCCCAAUUUUUGCACAAAUAUCCGGAACCGGGAAACAUAGCUCCUGAUUCGUUCGCUGCCAUACAAGAAGAAUAUGAUGGUCUUCUUAACUGGCUAAAUGAGAGAGUCAGGCAUCUCGAACAACUUGACAGAAUCAAUGCUUUUCCACAAAGCUAUCCGGAAUAUAUGUCAUUUAAAGCAGAAAAUGAUGAAAAAUUAAUGAUAUACAAAAAGAUGCAAAGUUUAGUCGAUACACUCAGUAUGAUAAGCAUUACGCGGGAUUCUUGGAGACAUAUACAAAUGCUAUGGCAGCAAAUGGAACUAUUUAUGCUACAUUGGUGUUGGUUGUUGGAUUCGGCAUUACCAGGAGAAUUAGGUGAAACUGGCAGGUGGUUGGCGCGAGCCGAAGCUCUCUUGUACUCGGACAACGAUAUACCACAAGAAAUGACGGAAAGCACAGCAAACAUAAUCUCGAACAAGCUAGAGGACCAUAAGAAGUUCUUCCUCGAUUUACCGACCAUGACAGAGAAAUUCCGGCACGCUAAGAACUCGCCAUUAGCACGGCAAAUCCAGUCUGAACAGUUAGAGAACAUGUCCGCGCGAUUUGAUAGCUUGCCGAAUCGCGCUGCUAAGAGGAGAUUGAAAUUAAAGUUCUUAGAGCACAAGUGCUGUUUGGUCGCUUUUCUAUACCUCGUCGAGACCAAGCUAAAAGGCUGGAACAUCAAGUACGGCACGGAAGAGAAAGUGCAUCAAAUGCUGGAGCAAUAUCGUAAUUUUGUCUCUCGAAACAGGAUAUUCCAAGAGUUUCAAAAGGCUUAUUUGGAUAUGCAACAGGUUGCCGAAGAAUACAAGCGCGAUGGUGAUAUUGAUCGGGACGAGAGCUUGAAUGUAGAUCGCUUCAUGCGUGAAACAGCUGAAAAAUGGAAGAAUGUAUCAAUGGACUUGCGUUGCGCCCAAAGCAUGCUCGAAGAAGUUGUCGCUUAUUGGCGUCGUUGGACUACCGUUUCAGAUGAAUUUGAGGCAUGGUUACUUCAUGCCGAGCCUGCUUUGAAUCUUCCUGAGGAAGAAAAGAUGGAGUUCUUCCAAGACAUCAGCGUAUGGAAAGACAAGCAUCAGCAGCUGUCAGACACUGUGAGCUUCUUGAUCGCCACGUCCGAUGAAUCAGUCGCGUUUCGUUUAAAGGAACGUUACGCAAAUCUGACAGCGAGAUGGGAGCAGCUCUUCCAAGAAGCUAAACAGUAUAUGCACGCGGGUGAUCUGAUUCGAACAAAGAAAGAUUAUAAGAUGGGAGUGGAGACUCUGCAAAAUUGGUUAAGAGACGCAGAAGCUGCCUUAUUAAUUACCGGAUUGAACUCGACGGAGCGGAUAAAGGCUUAUGGAGAGAAAUUGCAGACUCUUCAUAAUGAGGUCGAGGGCAUUGAAGAUCUCUUCAAGAAUAUCAGCAAAAAGUUUCAAGCUCUUAUUCAGGAUUUAUCUCGCGACGAAGUCGACAAGAUGAUGAACACUUUAAAAAAAGAGAAAGAAGUACUUGUUAAGGUGCGUGCUUUGAUACCGAUGCAACUUCAUUUGUACCAUCAAUUGCUAGUGCAACAAGAAUCCUUAGAAGCAGGACAGAAAGAGAUAUCGGCAUGGCUGGACGAGUUCGAAAACUUUAUGGCCAGCAUUAAUCUCGCUGAUGGAAGGGAUGCUGCACUGGCUCAAUUAGAUCGUCAUAAAGCCUUCCUCUCGAGAAUGCUCUAUUAUAAAUCCAUGUUAGAAUCUAAAAAUAAAGUGUUCGCCAACAUUGCCAAAACCGUGGGUUCUUAUGCCGAUGCGGAGACAACCGAGGGAAAAGCUACUCUGAAAGAACUCAAUGAUCGAUUUGUUAAAGUUUCUCAGGCGGCACAAGUCUGGGAACAACGUUUGCAAGAAUCGAUGCGACGCUGGACAAAGUUUAAGGAGUGCGAGCGACAAAUCACCGAGUGGCUUUCAGUUGCAGAGACAAUGCUCAACGACAAACAUCUCGACAAUCGUCAAUCCGUCGAGUGUCACAAAAAUUUCUUUGGCAAGAUCAACGAGAAAUGGAUACAAGAUCUUGUGAAUGCCGGUCAAGAUCUCCAGAACACGUUGCCAGUUGACCAACAGUUGCCUAUCGCGAAUACAGUGGAGGCUCUUCAGAAUCGUUGGAGGGAAGUUCUCACUUUCGCGCCGCUUCAUCUAAUGAAGCUUGAAUUUCGCUUGGAUGAGGCUAGCUUUCUUCAAUACCUCAAAGAAAUUGAAAUGGAAAUUAAUUCCGAACAGCAAGCGCUCAUUAAUAACGAUGAUGUGGAUGGUAUUCAGCAGCGCAAUAGAGAGUUCUUCGUGAACCGUGGUACUAUCCUCGAAGUCGAGCGUUGCCUACAAAUUCUGAAGAAGAUCAGCGACGCUUAUAACAAACUUAAGCCGAAAGAUACUAGUCUGGUUAACGCCGCACAAAACGCCGAACGUUUGUGGGAAGAAACUGCCCAGAAAGUGGAAAACUUGAGAGCACAGCUGCGCGAAGUUCCGCAACAAUGGGCAGCUUACAGACAGAAAUUCGAUGAAAUGGUACAUUGGAUGGAUCAUGUUGAUAGUACUCUGAGAACUAUUUUACGCGAAGUCAACACUCUAGAAGAAUUUGAAAAGGAAAAGACCAUAUUCCAGAAAAUUUGCUGCGAAGCCGAUAGCAAGCGCGAAGAAAUGAAGUGGCUGGUUCAAACUCUCGACAAUCUAACAUUGAAUCGUUCGGACCGCGAUGCACUCACGGCGCAGCAAAAUUUGGAACAGCUGAUAACUCGUUAUAAAAACCUUAUACCGACGAUUGAAAUCACAAUGACAAAGACAGACAUCUAUUCGAAAAGUUAUACCUAUCGAAAGGAAGUGCAUGAGGUGUGCAUUUUGUUGCGCAAGGUUCGCGAACAAUCAGAAGUCGAGAUUACGUCCGAAGUUCCUGAAAAGCUAGAAAACGCGGUAGCUCAUCAGGAAUCUCGUCUUAAUCAAUUAGAGCAACAGCGAGCGACCGUUGUCAGCAUGUUACAACGCGGCAAAGAUAUUCUCAAGGAUCAGCACGCGCCAUCCUUUGUUUCCUCCGAGAUUCAACAGCUGGAAGCCAAUUGGAACGACACGUACGGUCAAAGUAUGGAAAGACUAAAAUCUCUGAAGGAAUCACAAAAACUCUGGAGUACCUACCAAGAGCAGAAGGACGAAAUUUCCAAAUUGAUUGAGCAAGCCGAGAAAGAGUUGCGACAAAUUGACUUGACAUCUUAUUAUGAUGCCAUUCAAGUAACCGCUGAUUUGCAGAAAAAACAGGAAUUCAACGCGAAUUUGAGAAAAUCAGCCGAAGAAAUAAUGAGGAAGCUGCGCGAAACGCAUACUAAUCUUUCUCAAACGCUGACACUCGCACCGCCAAGUAAGAAGGAAAUAUUGGAAAAAGAAGUGACAGAAACUGAGCAGAAAGUGGAACACACACUAAAGAUCGUGCGUGAAAAAAUUGUUUAUCUUGAAGAACACAGUACUCGAUGGAACAAAUUUCAAUCAAAACUAAUGGAGCUUCGAACCUGGAUUCAGCAAACCGCACCUCAAUCAAUCGCAGAUAUCGAAGAUUCCACCCCUUCGCCUGAAGAAAGAGUUCGUAAAACGGAUAAUUUACAAAAAGAAAUAAAGGAGAAAGCGUUAGUUUUAAACGUUCUUAAAGACGAAUCUCGAAAACUUCUAAAAAAUGACGAUGAUGAUGUACCGGCGAAACAACUCCGCGACGACAUUGAAAAUAUAUACAAGGCAGUUGAAUCGUUAAACAAAAGUAUAGUAACGCAACGUGAAUUAGCUGUGCAAAAUCUCACCACAUGGAAAGAAUACGAAGAAGGUAUUCGAAAAGUAAAACCUUGGAUUGAAGAAGCGGAAUGUAAAGCAGCUACGAUGGGCAGCAAACCUACAACUCUUGCCCAAGCUACGCAAAUGUUAGAAUCGGCUAAAACUUUUGAAAUUCAAUGUCAACAGCAUCUUCCGAAGGUUCAAAGUUUAUCAAUGAUUAGUCAGCAAAUAACUGGAAGAGCAGUGGCAUCUGAUGAAGUUGAUGCUGUAUACACACGAUGGAAUGCAGUUCAUGAUGUGGCGGUGCAAACGGUGACUAAAUUGGAUAAAUUAGUCGCUUCAUGGAAUACCUUUGAAUCGGAAGCGAAAGAAUUCAACGAAUGGUUGCAGAAUAGUGAAAGAAAAGCUCUUGAAGAACCGAACGUUCAAACACCCGAAGCUGCCAAAUUGGAAAAAGAAUUGGUAAAAUUAAAGGAGUUUAACAAAAGCAUAUCUGAUCACCAGGCUCAAUUAAUAUCACUUACCCAAGUUUCCGAUCAUAUCAGUCAUGGUUUGUCGUUGGAUGCUGCUUCUGUGCUGAAAAGUCGGGUCGCCGAAAUGAAAACUAGAGUGAGCAAACUUGCGGAUACGGUUCGACAUCACAUUAAUCGUGUCUCUGAUUCGUUGUUGACACGACAGGAGUUCCAGAUGAAAAUUUCCGAUUUCGAGAAUUGGAUGGGGAGGCUGAGAUCCAAUAUUAACGAGAUCGAAAACGUAAAUGUAGAUAAUGUCGAUACUAAUUUGCAAGUAGUGCAUGCUUAUCUUCAAGAACACUCGGAGAAACAACCAACAUUUACGGCAAUAUAUAAAGAAGUGAAGCAACUAUCGUCACAAGGUUCUGUGUUGGAAGCUGCUGCAUUGGACGAAACUUACACGUCCCUGGCAAAGAAAUACAAAGCGCUAGAAGAUGACUUGAGAGAAAAGAAAAAGAGUUUGGAAAAAUGGACUGAACUGUUAAGUUGGCACAAUGACGCCAACGCGCAAUUGAAUCAUUGCAAAUACGAAGCUGAAGCGAGAAAACCGGCUAUUGCUGAUCUUGAGAGGCUUUCUUUAGAACUUCAAACUAUAUAUGCAAAGAUCAACACUUGGAAGGAACAUGUUCCGCUAAUGGACAGUACUCUGGGAAUACAUAUUCGCGACAAGCAAGAAAGACCAAUUACUGCGACUAUUUUAUUGAACGAUCUUGAGUCUAAAGCCUUAACAUUAAAGACGGAUUUGUCUACCAAACGCGACAAGUUGGAGAACCUUGGUGCUAAAUGGGAUAAUUUCAGGAAACUACAACAAAAGAUUACGGAGGAAAUUAUCAACACUCAAAGCAGUCUACAGGAUAUUACGUAUGCCGUUGACACUUGCAAACAACUCGCGCCGGCGAUUGAGAAGAUUGACGAUCUGAUCAAAGAGCAUCAAAGACGAGAGCCAGAAAAGGAAAUCCUUCAUCGAGAAGGUGACAACUUGAUAAAGGAAGAUCAACGAGCAAUAACUAAUAUUCAAGUGGUGAUCUCUUCGGUCGAAGGUAACUGGGAAAAAGUCAACGAGCUCUUGCAUAAGCAAAGAAGGCAAUAUGCUGAAAUGGAUGCCGAUUGGAAACAAUAUCAAGAAGCCAAGGAUAAAUUGAACAAGUCUAUCGACGAAGCGAAAAAUCUGUGCGAGUUGGUAAAACAUGUGUCAACUGACAUCACCCAGGCGAACAUGGCUUUAGAUAAAUAUAAAAGAGCUUUGGAGAGCUUAAAGAAAGGUAAACAAUUUCUAGAUAAAAUGGAUGUUAAAGCGCAGCAGAUAGCGAAGGAAACAUCUUUAAUGCCGAAUUUUAAAACUAAUGUGAUCGAGUCGGAUUUGUCCGAGAUACGAAAAAAAUAUCACGAGAUUUACGCCAAAGUAAUUGAUCGAACUCAAAUGUAUGAAACGCAGGCCAUUAUCUGGAAACAAAUUGAAGAAGCAAAAUAUCAACUUACAAGAUGGCUUGGUGAUACGAACGAAGCACUCAAUGCGGUCUGCGAAUGUUUACUCGAUGCUGAAAACGGACAAGCGCGAUUAGCUAGAUAUAACGAAGAAUUGCCAACGUAUCAGCAACUUCAUCAAGGUAUCGCCACGAAAACUGAACAGCUCGUAAAGUUAAACGAUGAUACGGAUAUACCGACAUUGAGAUCUCUUAAUACUUUAUUAGACGAUCAAUUCAAGGUUAUUAAAGAGACUGCGGAUAAGCUUGCAUCACUCACAUCAGUUUUUAAUGAGAAGAAGAAAAGUAUCAAACAGGAAUUGAAAAAAUGCAGUGACAUGAUAUCGAAAAUCCGUGAGGAGAUAAUUAAAUGCGACGAUUUGACUGGUGACAAUACCAAAAUUCUACAUAGAAUUAAUAAAUGUCAAGAAUUGAAAGCUGAAGUGGAAAAAUGCGAUUACGUUAUUUCGGAAAUUGACGAGAAAUUGUCAAAAAUGGCAUCAGAGUAUCCAGUUAUAUCAAAAUCCAAUUUGCCAAAAGAGCUACAGGCCUUACAACUUCGCAAAGAUGGUGUGGCCAGUCAUGCCGAUAAAGUCAACGCUACCUUAGUAGCCUUUUUAACAAAACUUUAUCACGAGAAGUUUGGUAUUUUACAGCGCAUGGUGGCGACUCAUAAGGAAAAAGUGGCGUGGUGUGAACCUGAACAGAGCAGCGAUCGUUAUAAUCUCGAAGUAAAAAUGACCUCGCUGACCGAUGUUGAAGCUGGCAUUGCCGAUUGCGAGGCGAGAAAGAUAGAUACAGACAAUUCGUUGAAACUUCUAAGCACUGUUGAGAGUAGCGAAAUUAUCUCUUCCCUGAGAAAUGAACACAACAAAGUUGCUGCUGAUUUAAAAUCUUUAAAAGAAAACUAUUGGAAGAUCAAGUCUGUGCUGGAGCAGAAUAUUGAUUUAUGGCAACGAUACGAACGCGUGUCGGAAAAUGUUAUUUCCUGGCUCAAAGAGUACGAGAAUAAAAUUAGGAUGGAAGCUACUACGCUCCUGAAUCCAGACGAAAUUAGUGCAAAGAUUUCCGAGAUAAAGCAGCUCGAGACGAAAGUUAAGGAUCACGAGAACGAGAUAAAGAAUCUGAUCGCGCUUGGAGAAGAGAUUACCAAAGUUAGCCCGGAUUCGCGCGUGGCUCAAUAUGUGGGACAUUUAAAUACGCGUUAUUAUUCAGUUCUCAAAUUCCUGGCUCAACAUUUAGAUAGACUCAAGGAACUGAAACAGAUCAAGGAUCAUUACGUUACCAACGUAAAGGAAUUGGAAUCAUGGCUGCAAAAUGCGGAACAGAAAUUAAAAUCUUUUGAUGAGAUUAGCGGGCCAAAGCCAAUGACAUUUUAUCAAUCCAAAUUAAAAGAAUUAAAAGCAUUUGAAAAGGAACGUGAAACUGGACAAGCCAUCUUGAAUCGAACGACAGAAACGGGUGAAAUGCUUUUCGUGAGAAUAACACCAGAUUACAGGGAACUUAUUAGAAGUGAGCUCAGAAACUUACGCAAUCGCGUGGAAGCCCUCACCGAUCGUACAAACGUGAUCUACAAAAAGAUUGAGAGUGACAUGAUGCAUCGAUCUUCAUUCGAGGACAAGUAUUCUCAGAUAAAGCAAUGGAUAAUUGAAGCACAGAAAAAGUUGGGGGACAAGCAGAUUUUGCUACCGACAUUGCAAGAAAAGAAACUCGCUUUGCAUUUGUAUAAAACUAUCGCGCAAGAUGUUGGAGCUCAUCGAAAUAUUCUGCAACAACUUCGGGAUAAGCUCGGAACGACACCGGAUGAUGAGGCUAACGAAAUGCUCAAUAGUAUUAUUGAAGCACACGAGAAGCUAUCCGAAGAUGUGGCAGAUCGCAUCAAUGUGGCAGAGAAACACGUUGCCAAUCAUGAAGCUUAUUUUCAAACGUUUGAAAAAACUCGAGAUUGGAUCAAUACGAUAGUGAAUGAGAUGGCGUCUAUCGGCGAGGAUCUUUCAAUAGAUCGAGACAUAGCUAAAUCUAAGAUUGCUUUAAUUGAAAAUGUAUUGCAACAAAAGUCUGAAGGCGAUAGGAUUAUAGCCGACUGUAAUCAGCAAUUGAAUAUUAUUUUGGAGCAAACGUCGAUAGCGGGUCAUCCUGCAUUACUAACAAGCUUUGAGCAACAGAAAAAAAUAUGGGAAGAUUUCCUUCAACGAUGCAUCACGAGCAAAAAUAGAUUAAAUCAUUUAUUCGAUCAAUGGUCUGAAUUUGAAAGAACGGUUGAACAUCUAGAUUCCUGGCUUAAACUGAUCGAGACUCAAGUGAAGGAUCAGAGCUUGAAAAGUUCCGAGGAAACAAAACGUGCACAUUUACAGAAAUUAAAAUCUUUAGAAGAGAUUAUUGUGGCGAAGGGUGCGGAGAUCAACGCAAUGGUUGAAAAAAGUCAAUCUGUAGAAGCAGACUUGGCUACCAGGGUGUCUCGUCAAGCUACCAGAUAUCAAGCCAUCAGGAAUCAGGCGAAGGAAGCUAUAACGAGAUACGAACAAUACAUGAAAGAGCAUAGUCUAUUUAAUGAAAGAUACAAUCAAUUUGUGGAUUGGAUCACCGAGGUUCAGAAUGAGUUAAAAAAAUACAGCGAGAUUGUCGGUGAUAUGGCGAUAUUACAAAGUAGACAGAAACACAUCAGAGAUCUCAGUGAUGUCAGAACUCGCGAGAAUGUUCGUUUUGAAUCCAUUGUUGAUCUCGGCGAAAAGCUUUAUGUACACACUUCACCGGACGGUAGAGAGAUAAUUAGACAGCAGCUGAGAAAUCUGCGUAGUUUAUGGGACGGCUUCUCCGAAGAUCUGCAGAAUUCGACGCAAAAGUUGGAUCAGUGUCUGAUGCAGUUUGCCGAGUUUUCUCUGUCUCAAGAACAAUUAACGGCUUGGUUGCGAGACGUCGAGCGCGCGAUGCAUCAGCACACCGAAUUAAAAUCCUCGCUGGAGGAAAAACGCGCGCAAUUACAGAAUCACAAGAUUAUGCAUCAAGAGAUCAUGUCGCAUCAGACGUUAAUCGAAUCGGUUUGCGACAAAGCACAACAGUUGGUCGAUCAGACUAAAGAUACUUCUUUGAACGUCUACUUGCAGUCCAUCAAGCAGCUAUUCCAAAAUAUUGUUAUCAAGUCGCGAGAUUUGCUAGAAAAUUUGGAAGACUGCUGCGAGAAACAUCACCGUUUCAAUCUUCAAUGCAAAUGUAUCUCCGAUUGGUUAAAUAGAGAACGAGAAAAGCUGAUCGAAUACAACGACGUAACGGGCGAACGAUCCGAAAUCUCUCGCAGAUUAACGAGCUUAGCGACAUUAAAAGGCAAUCAGGCGCAGGGAGAAGAACAUCUCAUGAGAUUGAAACAAAUCAGCGAGGCUGUGAUUAAUAGUACAGCAGCAAAGGGUCGAGAAAUUAUAGAUAAGGAAGUGACCACCUUGGAAAAUAAUCUGCAUCAAUUUCUAAGCGAUAUCGAAUCUGUAGAGGAACGACAAAAAGCAGCUUUGGAGAGAUGGCAGAACUUUGAGGAUCAGUUGGAAGCUCACACAAAAUGGUUCCGUUCCAUGGAGGCGAUAUUCCGAGACCAACAACUUCAACCCACAUUGAAAGAUAAAGAAGCGCGACUUCGCGAAUGUAAAGAGAAUCGCGAAAUCAUCGCACGAAAAGAACAGGAAAUAGACGAGUUUGUGGAUAAGUCACAUAGUUUGCUACAGUCAAGUAAUGUCGAACGCAUCAAACCAUUAAUUUCUCAAGUUAGCAACAGAUAUCAAUUGCUGCUUGUGCUCAGCAAAGAAGUGAUAAAUCAUUGCCAAGGUAUCGUAGACGAUCAUCGUGCUUACGAAGAGAAACUGACAGCCAUCGAUAUUUGGCUUACACCUCUUGAGAAAAAUCUAGCCAUCUUGAAAGAAGAUGAGAUCAGCGCGGAUCUCGAAGCUAGGAAUUCGCGUUUGCAAGUUUUAUUAGCCGAAAAAGAACAGGCUGAACGUCGUUUAGACAGUCUAACAUCUCUCGGAGAAAGAAUUCUUCCAGACACUUCCGCUCAAGGGCGUGAAACAAUUAGACACGAAUUGAGAGAUGCUCGUGAACGAUGGGAUCGCUUAGCCGAAGGCAUUAGCGAGCAACAGAAAAAGCAGGAUGCUCAAUCCUUACAAUGGUUCAGUUAUCAAGAAACUAUGCAACAAAUUUUGACUUGGUUGGACACGAUGGAACGUGCCGUUAAGCAAGAUUCUUCGAUUGUAUGGUCAUCUUUACAAGAGAUAAAAUCGAAGCUACUUAAAUUAAAGACAUUACAUCAAGAGAUUUUAGCUCACAAACGCAUUAUCGAAGGCGUUUCCGAAAAAGCCAACGCUUUGAGACAAGUCACUCAAGUUCUAUCGGAUGUUCAAGAAAAAGUGCUUUCCGUAUCGAAAAGAUACGAGAAAUUAAUAGAUACAUCCCAAAAAGGAAUAUCAAAUUUAGAGACAUUGCUCGAUAUUUUUCAACAAUUCCAUGAUCUUCAGAAAGCUUAUCAAGACUAUCAAAAACGUCAAUGGGAACGCUUAGCUAAUUAUAACGAUUAUACCGGAAACAAAACUAUUCUUCAAGCCAGAUUGGCUAAAGUUAUAGAGAUACAAGACAGUCAAAGCGAAGGUGAGAUGAAGUUGAACGUUCUUGAAGAACACGUGAUACAAAGUGUACAUAUUUUACCAUCACGGUCCCAAGAAUCUAUGGAAAGAGAUUUGGCCAAUCUAAGAUUCGAGAAUAAGAAAUUCGCCACAGCCGUAUGCGAUACGCUACGUUGCAUCGAAGAAAGAAUACAACAAUGGAGUGAAUAUGAAAAUUUAUUAGAACGUCUACUUGCUUGGCUUACCGACGCCGAAACAUCGUUGAAGAAUUAUAGCCUGAAAAACACACUCGAGGAAAAGCAGGAGCAGCUUGAAAAAUAUCAAUCAUUAAUCGUGAAUCUUCGGCAAAAUGAGGCUGAAUUCGAUAAAAUGAGCGACGAUUCGUCGGAAUUGAUGCAGAUUAGUGGCGAAACUAGAUUUUCUGUCAGCGUUCAACAAGUGACAUCACGUUUCCAAUCGAUUCAGGCAACUGCUAAGGAACUCAUAAAGAAAUGUGAACAAGCAGUCGUAGAUCAUGCCAGUUACUUGGAUCGUUAUAAGCAAUGCUCCGAAUGUCUAGCAAAUGCAAGAGCACGUUAUCAAUCCAUCAAGGAAAAUGCUAAUGGUACUCGUCAAGAGCUGAUCUCGAACGUCGAUACUUUGAAGGAACUUUUAUCUCGUCAGCCUUCAUCUACGCUUUUAAUAAAUAGCACCGUCGAAGCUGGAGAACGAUUAUAUCCUACGACCGGCACGGACGGCCGAGAUAUCAUUCGUCAGCAGCUGCUGGAUCUCCAACAAGCCUUCGAAGAACUCUAUGACGCUAUUGCUUCGACCGAACGUGAAUUACAAGCGAAGAUCUCACAAUGGUCCGGUUUCAAUGAAUGUAGCGAGGCCUUUGAAAGCUGGCUGAAGAUCACAGAGGCUCAAUUAAAGUCGGAAAUCGAACUGAAAACUACCCUGGACGAGAAACGCGCCCAGUUGCAAAUCUAUCGCACUAUAUUACACGAUGCUCAAACGCAUCAGCAAAAUCUGCUAGAUCUUCGUGACAAGGCGGAUAACUUACCCGAUCGCACUGACAGGAUCGAUCAAACGCUGAACAGUUUGACAAACAGAUACGAUACGUUAUUAAAACGCGCGACUAAAUUCGUGGAAAGAUACGAAGGUAUAGUGAGUGAUCAUCAGCAGUAUAGUAAAUCUGUUUUAGACACGCACGAGUGGUUGGAUGCUACGCAUAACGCCAUAAAUCUCUGGGGUGACGUGGAGCUGGAGAGAGUGUCUUUACACACGAACUUAGAUCGUCUAAAAAAUUUAUUAUAUAGUUUGCCAGAAGAUGAGUCGCGAGUUCAGCAAAUCAGAUCUUUGGGUGAGAAAGUAAUACCAGGCACUCUGGAAUCAGGACAGAUAAACAUUCGUUCGCAGAUCGAUUCCUCGCAACAAGAGUGGGAAGGUCUGAUCUCUGCCGUUAAAUUCACCAUCGAGGCGUUGGAAAAUAAGCUUCAACAAUGGAACGAGUUUGAAACGUUAAAGGAGCGAUGUCUAGUGUGGAUGAGAGACACCGACACAAAAUUACACGCCAUCGAUCUCAAAUCUACUUUGGCAGAGAAGAAAACUCAACUUGAGAAACUGCGCGCUCUUCAAGGUGAGGUUCGCGCGAAGGAGCUGGAAAUCGACGCUGUUGCCGAGCGAGCUCAGCAGCUUCAUAAGAACAUUACUUCCCGCACUUCUUAUAUAUCAGAGCUGAGUAUCAAGUAUCAACAGAUUUCUAGCAAGGUAAAAGAACUUAAUAACCGUUGGCAUCAAUACGUCACUACGCAUCAAGAUUUUGAUACUCAAUUGGCAGAGUGCACCACGUGGCUAACAGACAUCAAGAAUAAAUUGGCAUAUUGCUCCGAUUUAAGUGCAUCCUCGCAGAAAGAUCUGGAGCAAAAGAUGGAUAUCGUGCAAGACUUAUUAUUGUACAAAGAAGACGGUUUUGCAAAAGUUCAGAGUAUCAUUGAAUUAGCCCAGGCUGUUUUAGCAAAUACAGCUCCAGCUGGUCAUCAAACGAUUAAUGAUGCUUUAGCGAAACUUCAGGAACAAUGGAGUGCCUUGGCGUCGAAGAUGUUAGAGACAAAAACGAACUUGGACGACUCAAUAAAUAAGUGGGCCGGUUUAUUAGAGCAGAUACAAUCUAUCAAUAAUACAGUGGAAUAUAUGCAAGCAUCGGUUGACGAAAUCUCGCAGUUCCAGACUACAAUGUCGGAGAAGAGAAGUCAAUUGGAGCGAAUCAAGGUGCUCGAGGAAAAAAUUCGUUGCGAGAAUAUCGAAGUCGAUGGUCUUAAAUCCAAGGUCAAUGAAAUGAUCGCGAGCAGUCAACAAAGUUUGGCUGCCUCGCAGGCUCAAGACAUCCUUAACAAAUUCGACGAACUUUUCGAAAAAAUCAAAUCUUUGUUGGCCGAACGGCAAGAACAGUAUAAGGAUCAUCGUCUUUACAAAGAAGCUCAUGACGAUCUUAUUGGCUGGCUAAGUCGAGCUCGCGAGAAAAUACCAUCUAUGAAACAGAAAUCACUCAGCGAUAAAUUAGCGAUUGAGAACGCAGUAUUGCCACUCGAGAGUUUAUUGAACAAGAAAGCUCAGGGCGAAUUGUUGGUGGAGCAUUUACAACAUACCGGAAAAGUUGCCUGCGCUAGCACCAAUCCCGCUGGGCAAGAAAUUAUCAGAAACGAAAUACGAGCACUGACGGAAAGUUUCGAAGGACUGUUUAAAGAAAUUCAACAGCAAAAGAAUCAACUGGAAGCUACUGUAAGUCAAUGGCGUGAUUAUAAAGACGAAUACGAAAGACUCAGCGAUUGGUUGCAACAAUUCGAUAUUCUCAUUAAAGCUCAGAAAAAUGCUCUUUUGCCAAAUCUAGAAGAGAAGAAAAAGCAGGUGCAGGAAGUGAAAAAAUUGCGCGAUGACUUGGCAAAGGGUCAAGAGCAAAUCGAUAAGUUCAAUAAAACAGCUGCUGGUCUACUUUCAUCUCAUUUAGACACUUAUGUUAAUAAUCAGCUGCGGCAUUUAAAUUCACGUUAUCAGGUGCAAAUGAAUCUCGCCAAAGACGUAUUGAAUAAGGUCGAGACUAAUCUGGCUCAGCAUCAAGAGUACGAGAACAAUCUUGAAAAAGCCCGUGAUUGGAUUAAGAAUGCCAAGCAGAUCGUACGUCAAGGAACAGAAGCAGCCUCGAGCAGCAGUCGUGAAGAAUUGCAAAGUAGACUCAAUAAGAUCCAGGAACUGUUGAGAAAACGCGAAGAAGGUCAGAAUCUAGUACAUCUGACCGUGAAUUGCGGCGAGAAGAUCAUGAGAAACACUCGGUCGGACGGUCGUGAAGAAAUUAACACCCAGUUAAAGGAAAUUCAAAACGACUGGGAACGACUGGUAAAGAAAAUCUCAACUACAAAGGUACAUCUUGAAACGAGUCUGCUACAAUGGGCGGAUUACAGUUCCUCAUAUUCGCAAUUGCAACAAUGGAUCAACGAUCGCGAAGCCAAGUUGCAGCAGGUAUGCGAACAGAAAGUCUCCAAAGCUCGAAAAGGUUUAGCCGGAUUGAGUUCUUUGGCGAUCGGAGAAAGAAAAGCGAAUUUACGACAAACGAACAGUAUCGUGCAGGAUAUCGUGGCAUUCGAGCCUAUAAUUCAGUCAGUCGCCACAAAGGCUGAAGAUUUGCAACAAGCGACGCCGGCUACAGAAAUCUCGAUUAAAUAUGAAACACUGAGCAAGCAAGCUCAAGAACUAUACGCAAAACAGAAAGAGACUGUCGAGCAGCAUCAGGCCUUUAUCGACAGCGGCAACGAAUUUAUUCAAUGGAUACGGGCAGCCAAAGAGAGACUCAGCAAGUGCUCAGAGCCUACAGGGGACAAGGAAUCCUUGGCCAGUAAAAUCACGCAGCUCAAAGUUUUACAAAGUGAAUGUUCCGAAGGCCAGAAAAAAUUAGAGAAAGCUCUGGAACAAGGUAACGCCGCCUGUCAAAUCGCAGAUGCUGAAGACAAAGAGAUAAUCGAGGAAGAAGUGGCGAUAUUACAAGAAGAAUACGAUAACUAUGUAGAUUCGUUGAAUAAUACGAAGAGUUUGCUUGAAGUCGGCAUAGUGAAAUGGACGGAAUAUGAAGAUCAAUUCUCCGAAGCUACAGAAUGGCUUACGCAAACUGAGCAAUUAGUUCAAACGUUUAAUAAAUUACAGGAUAGUCUUGAAGAAAAGAAAAAUGUUCUCGAACAAUUCCAAGUUCAUUUACAGACAUUGUUUGAUUGGCAGAAAGAAUUAGACCGCUUAAAUAUGAAAGCUCAAAUUCUGCUGGAAACAUGCGCCGAUACGCGAAUUUCUAACGCAAUAACGCAACUCACUACUAAAUAUAACGCACUAUUGUCUCUCGCUAAGGAAAUAAUGCGGCGAUUGGAAUUGCAUUACCAGGAGCAUCAACAACACAAUACUUUGUAUCAAGAAUGCCAAGAUUGGAUUGAGCGCACGCGAGACAAAUUGAGCGAAUGCAAAAGCAUUCCUAGUACAUUGACUGAGGUUAACAAUAAAUUACACACGUGUAAAGCUAUUCGACAGACAUUGGAACAAGGACAGAAUAAAUUGCGUUACGCUUUAGAAUUGAAAGAGAAAGUCAUUAUGAAUACCGAACAAAACGGUGCGGCAAAAAUUCAAGAAGAUACUGAAAACUUGAAGAGCGAAUUCGAUAAGUUAUUGGCCGAUGUUGAAGAUGUUAGACAAAAAUUAUCAGCAAGAACGAGUAUGUUGGAAGAGCUCAACAAGAUUCACCGACUCAUCUCAGACUGGUUGGAAGAAAUUGAAGGCAAAGUUCAACCAGGAGACGUAUGCAGAAACGAUCUCAGCGAGAAACGCGCUCUAUUGGAAAAAUAUAAAAUUUUGCAAAAGGACAUUUACAGUUAUGGUGAAACGAUAGAUCAUUUGAAGACUCAUCUUAAUGAAAACCCUAGUAUAUCAAAAAGUCCUUACGAAUCGGCAAUCAAUAAAUAUGACAAUUUGAAGAAAUUGAUUUCCGAAAAGAUUCGUAAUCUGGAGAAUCAAGUCAAGGAUCAUGAGAGAUUCCAACAGGCUUUGAACGAGAUAAAUGACUGGGUGCGUCACACAAAGGUCAAGCUUCAGCAAUACAGCGAUACUCACGGCGAAAAAGAACAAAUUAUCGAACGAGAAAAUAAAGUCAAUCAGAUUAUCUCGUCUCUGCCGAAGGGCGAUACUUUAAUUUCGAAGAUGCUGGAGUUAAGCGAUGUCGUGAUCUCUAAAACAGGUCCCGAGGGUCAAGAUUCCAUCAAGCAGGACAUGAAGCAGAUACAAGCGGACUGGAAAUCUUUGCAAGCGCAAUGUUACGAUUCGCAACGUACUCUUGCCAAUUGUAUUUCAAGCUGGUCCCAAUUUACGAACGCGUUAGAUGGCAUGAAACGAUGGAUAGAUCAUUUUCAGAAGAAGAUUAUUGACGAACAGGCAAAAGAUAACAAUACUCCGGACGAUUUAGAGCGUUGCAAGCGUUUAAUGGAGGAGGCGAUUAAACAGAAACCGAUCUUAGAGGACUUUAAUGACAAAUGUGAAGCUUUGUUGGAGAUUAGCGCUUGCAGUUGGGCGCGAGAUAAGACGGUACAAUUGCAGUCCGCAUAUAUGUCUCUUCUGACUGAGGUGCAAGGACUCGUCUCGAAGGUCGAGAAGAAUUUGGCGGAUCAUACCGAAUUUUUGAAAGCCAAAAAAGAGAUGGAAGAUUGGCUACGCACGGCUUAUGGUUCAGUAGAAGAUUGCAUUGGUGUAGGAGACACGGCUUGGGCAAAGGAUAAACUAGAAACCUUGAAGCUGGUUGCGACACGCGUGACGGGAGGUCAACAUCUAUUGUCAACGUUGCAAAACGCCUUCACAAAGGCAAUUAAUAUAGCCCUGCCAGAGCAACAGGAUCAAUUACGAUCAGAUAUGGCUAAUUUACGUUCCAGUUGGGAACAGUUAAGCAUAGAUCUCAAUACGGUUCAAGCAAAAGUAAAAUCGGUUUUGAGUCGCUGGGAAGAUCACGCAGAUGCUCACGAUAAAUUUGUAAAAUGGUUAGAGGAGAACGAGAAUGUUGUAAAAAAUUUUUCAGACACAAAGGGUGAAUUCGGCGAGAUGAAAACAAUGCUCGAACGAUACAAGCACAUACAAGAAGAGGUUCGCGAUAGAAAAUCCGAUUUGGAUCACUUAAUGGCAGAAGCAACGGAAUUAUCAACGUGGGCGAAGAACGACAUGAUAUUGAAUGAAACGAAACAGUUGCUAGAUAGAUGGAAGGCGUUAAGCGAUCUUGUCAACGAGAGGAAAAAGCUAAUAGAAAAUGAAAUACAAGAAUAUAAUGCAUAUCAUGUGGCUCUGCAGGAAACGGAGAAGUGGCUGUUGCAAAUCUCCUUCCAACUGAUGGCACACAAUUCUCUCAUCACCAACAAAGAGCAAACAAUAGAACAAAUCAAACAACACGAAGCGUUAUUAGCUGAAAUCCAGAAGUAUCAAGAAGUAUUAGACGAACUUAAGAUGAAAGGUCACGGUCAAAUAAAUCGAUAUAUUGGUGCAAAUCCCGCUAUUAGAUCGACCAUAGAGACGCAACUGCAGAACGUGCAGGAUAGUUACAAUUCUCUAUUAAAUACCGCUCUGCAAAUCAAGAACCGCUUAGCGGAAUCUCUAGCCAAGUUUCAAGAAUACGAGAACAUUCUAGAGAGCAUCAUGAAAAACCUUGACAUGUAUGAGACUGAAAUGACUCAGGAACUGGAUGCUCCCUUAGAUAACUUGGCGUCUGCCGAGCAAAGUCUCGAAACAGCUCGUACUUUGCACAAUAAAUUGCAAGCCGAGAAAGCUCGAUUAGCAUUAGCAGUGGAAGCUUGCGAAGCUGCGGCGACAUGCGUUUCUAGACCUGGAAGUCCUCUCGAUGCUCCACCUAUUCAAGUUCCUGCGAGAGAAGUCGAAGUUAGAACAAGACUCGACGAUCUCAUCGAUCAGAUGCAAACGCAUUUGGCAAAUGUGAUGAAAACUGUAAGCGAGCUCGAGGAACAGUCACAUCAGAAAAAAGCACUCCGUGCUUGGAUCAAUCAGCAACGAGCUCUGUGUGCCGAAUGGAAAUCACGACCGGCAAAAUUGCGAGCGGAGGCUGCCCAGGCCGAAUUGCAAGCGAUGAAUGAGUUACUCACCAACGUGGGCGAACGUCGCACUCGUGCAUUAACAGAAUUAUCCAUUCACGAUAAGGACCAGGAUAUCGAAGAGGGCUUGAAUAAGUUAGAGGCUGAGCUGAUCGAUGCCAUCGCAGGAAAGCAAGCGGCGCAAGAUUUCAUUCAGAAAUACAGAUCACAAGUGCAAGAUAUCCAAGCGUGGUUUGACAGUCUGUCAAAAAAGGUCGAUGUAAUCGAGAAAGGUAGCGGAUUAACUAUCGACCAAAAGAUCUCGAAUCUCAAAGACAUCACGGCCGAGUUUGAAUCUCAGGGACCGGAGAAACUGGCGGAGGUUAAGAAACUAGGAGACCAAGUAAUGGAUUCGGUCAGCAAUUUGGAUUCUCAGCAAAUCGAAGAGCAAAUUAAGUCAGUAGAAAGACGCUACGCGGAUAUCAGCAAGAAGCUGCAAAGAAAAGCCCAAAUUCUGGAUAUGACAGUGCAAGGUAUCGAAGCUACGAAGCGAGAGAUCGAAGAGAAUCGCGAAUGGAUUGAGCAAAAGAAGCAGCAGGUGAAGAUGCCUGAGCUGCUUGGCUUCGAAAGCAAGCAGGCAGAAGAAAGAAUCCUCGCUCUUAAAGCUAUGCUGAAAGAAGCGGACGGAAAGCAACUGAUCAUAGAUACGCUGGAAAAGAGAGUCGUUAAUAUGCAAAACGAAUUGGAAACUAGCGAGCAACAACAAUUAGAAGCCGAUACGAAGACUUUGCGCGGCGAACAGAUUGAGUUAUGCGCCAUUUUAAGGGAAGAAAUAUCCAUCGUUAGCAUAGCAGCUGAUACACGUCGCAAAUUAGAAUCCGAUAUCGAACAAGCUCGAAAUUGGAUAAGAUCCAAAGGCAACGAUCUAAAGAAACUUAGCGGAUAUUUACCUCUAAGAGCUUCAAAAGUUGAGCAAGAUAUCAUACAACAUAGCAAACUGGAAGCAGAUAUCGAUUCUUUUAACGAAGGCACACUUAAAGACAUCCUUAAGCAAGGACACAACUUACUAAAGGAUUGCAACGCGGAAAGUCGCGUUAAACUUCAGACUCUCUUGGACGAUCUAAAUAAGGAUUACGAGGAGUUAAAGAAAGAAGCGAGGGAAAAGCAAGCCUCCUUGGCAGAUCUUCUUCAGGGUCGCAAAGCCUUCGAGAAUGAAUUUGACAAAUGUCAACGAUGGGUCAAGGAAGCUGAAGUGGCUACAUCUUCCGAGUUACGACCUUCUAGUCUUGACAUUCUCCAUGAACAGCUUGCUAAGUAUGAUCGGUUAAAGAAAGAGGCGCAAGAAUAUGGCGAGGACAUAGAAAAGAUAAAUCAACAAGGAAAAUCAAUCUUGCCGACUGUGAGUGAUGCGGAUAAACAGGAGCUGAGCGAACAAUUGAAGAACAUGAAAGAAGCUCACGGACGAGUGGCAGGUGUAAUAAACGAUAGAGCGAUCGCGCUCCAAAAAAGUAUAGAUGAAGCUGAAGAAGCUGCGGCGCGAGUGGCGGAGGCAAUUCAAUUUAUGGCAGAUAUUCAGAAAGAGCUGCAGGAGUUGAACAAGCCCAUAGGUGCUCGUAUAGAAGACGUGGAAGGAAUGUUGACUGCUUACGAAAAAAUUCUCGACGAUCUCAAAGCGAACAAGGCAAAAUUAUUCGAUCUUCAAUCUACUAACGUUGGAGAUUUACAUGGCGUGCUAGCUCAGCAGGAUGAUCUAAUAAGAGCUCUCGAAGCGCAAAUAGCGAAACUUCGUCAAUUGCUAUUAUUACGACAACAAUUUAUCGCCUUAAUUGCAGAGAUAACUACUUUUAUUACCAAAUAUACUGAAAUUGUCCGUGAUAUCGAAAAAUCUGGGCAAACGACAGAGGAGAAGAUUAAAAGGUAUGACGACGCUAUACUAAAGAUUCAAGAAUGCGAAGCCACUCUUGCAAGCGCGACGGACAAAGGACAGCAAAUAGCGGCGGAAGGUUCAGUCGUGGACAGGAACAACGUGACAGAGCAGCUUCAGUCGUUAAAGCAACAAUUACAAGCUCUCCGAAGAGCAGUAGAGACACAAAGGGAACAACACGAACUGGCGGCAGCCGAGCAUAGAAGACUCGCUAAUGAACUGGCCGACAUCCUCGACUGGCUUGAGAGUAAAGAAAAGGAAGUGAAGUCCAGACCGCUUCUAGCGAGGGAUCCGAACAGCGUCGAGGAAGAAUUGAAAAAACACCAUGCCCUUUGUGCCGAUGUAAAUGAAUAUCUCGAUAAGAUCAGAAAUUUGAAGCAAUCGGUACGGCAUGAAGAAGGAAUGCCUGGAUCAUUGAAGGAAAUGCUAAGCGAGGCAAUGUCUCUGGUGACGUCCUUACCGCGAGAGAUGGAAGAGCGGGGAAAUUAUCUCGAGAAUAAUAUGCAGAUGAGAUUGGAUUACGCCGUUCUUACCGAUAAGCUUCAUAAUUGGGUUCGCGAAGCUGAAAUUCGACUGGAGAGUAACAAGGAGGGUCUCGACUUUGAAAACAUUUUUAAUGAUCUGGAAGAGCACAAGAUAUACUUUAGCACCGAAUCUUCAAUACGUGAACUCGUAUCACAACAAAUUCAACAAGCCGCGGAUAAAAUCUGGCCUUCUUUAGACAGUUACGAGCAAGAGGAGCUGAGUGCUCAGCAACAACAACACACUCAAUUAUUGAAAAAUACUCUCAAUACAGCUAAAUCGCAACGUUCACGUUUGGAACAAGGUGCAGAGAUGUGGAGAGAUUAUACGCAGAGCUUGGAACGUGUUCGUUCUAUUAUUAGUAGAACCAGAUUCACGGAUGAACCGGUCACUACAUUAGCUGGAUUACAAUUCAAUAUUCAGAAAAUUACGCAUGUCCUUAAUGACAUCCAGAAUCAACAAUUUGAGCUAGAUCUUUUGAACGAGCGUGGACAAGAGGUUCUUCAACUUGCAGACACCAAUAAUAAAAAAGCCAUAGAAUUGCAGCUUUCAGAGAUCAGUUUAGAAUGGCACGAAUUAAUAUCAGGUUUUGAAGGACGUAGGAAUGCUCUCGAUGCGCUUUCACAGCAUUGGGAAGAUUUGGAAACACGAUGGGCUCUAGUCGAAACGCGAUUAACUGCAAUCGAGGAGAAGAACAAACUUAUAGAUACAGUGAUACGAUCGAAGCAACAUUUGCUUGAUACCGUUAAAGCAUUAGAAGAACUCGUGACGGAAACUGAAAAACUUAAACCCGCAACGGAAGAAGUGAGAAGCUUGGCAGGAAGUGUGCUCGCGUAUCUCGCAGCGUUUUCAGAAGCGUCGGCACGAAAUCUCGAGGAACGCCUCGAAAAAUUACAGAAAUCCACCGACUUACUCGUUGGCUCGCUUCGUGGCAAGUCCGAAAAGGCGAGCGAAGAUUUGGAAGCGCUCGAGAAUAUCGAGCGUGAAAUCGAGCGUUUGCGGAAACGAUUGAACGAGGCGCGCGAAAGCGCCUCGAGCUUAUACGUUUACGGCAUUGAUCAAGACGCAAUCGAGGCUGAACUAGGCGACUUGCAUUCGCAAGUCGAGGACUUCAUCGACACCGCGAAGAAGUUCUCAGGAAGCAUUAAGGCGCGGUACCAAGCUAGCCAGCAGCUGGUACCGAGCGACAUUACCCAGCAUCUGACUGCACUCGAACUCUGCGCCGAGGCGACAGCACAGGCGAUGGAGGAAAAGCAGAGAGAGCAGAAACGUGCCAGGACCACCAGAUCGGACUAUCUAGCCGAUGUGGACGAGGUGCAGGCAUGGAUCCAGCAGGCUGAACUCAAAGUACAAAACAGAUCGAUCGAACCGGCCGUCCUCAGGGAGCAUCUCAGACAGAUACAAAAUGAACUGGGCACGAUUAGCGACAAGCUCGAACGACUGACGAAAAAUGGGCAAACCAUCAUUAAGAACACGAGGGAUGACGCUGAGAAGGAAUUGAUUAAUAGCACAAUCAACAAUCUCACUGAACAGCUGGCGCAGGUCAGAAGCUGGCUGGAGGAGAAGAAACAAAUUGUGGGCGACACUCUAGACGCCUGGCAGAGGUUCCUCACUCUUUACGAGGAAGUUAAAGCAUGGACGGAGGAAAAGAAACAAUUUCUAGUCGAGCCGCUCAAGCUCAGCACUCUUGUACAAUCUAGACAGAGACUGCACGAAUAUUCGACGGCGGUCAAGAGCUGCAAGCAAGUAAAUAAAAAUCUUAGCGAUAUGAACAGAGAAUUAGAAAAUAUCGGUCAGGUAACUAGCGUAGGCGAUUUGCCGGAAAAGUUGGCCGAGGCAGAAGAGGGCAAAGUACAGGUCGAGGGUCAGCUAUUGGAAAGGAAUGCAUUGCUGCAAGAGGCUAGUGAAGAAUGGGAGCAAUGUGAGAGGAAGAUGAAGGAUGCGCGAAAUUGGAUGGAGAAGGCCAGACAGACAUUGGAAUCGCCGCAGAACAAGAAGAAGUCGUUGCGCGAUCAGCACGCGAUCCGCGAGAAAAUGCUUAGCGACAUCGCGAUCCAAAAGACGAAGAUCACAAUCUCGGUGGAGAAGCUCGAGGUGCACUUUAGGUCCGGUAUCGGCGGUGAUAACCGAGUUAGAAACACCGCUGACGAUUUGAUCGCCGAGCUCAACGCUCUUCACAAUACCGUCAAAGAACAAACGAGUUCUUUAGAAGUCUGUUUAGCACAGAUAGAUCAAUAUCAACAGGAAAUUCAACAAUUGAGACAAUGUAUCGUGCAGGUGGAGCAACAGCUGAGAACAGUACUCAGCCCGACGUACAUGACAAAUGAUCGAGAAAAGGCUUUCCAAGAACAACAGAUGUACCGCGAGAAAAUCAAAUCCUUGCAAAGUAAAAUCCAGGCGCGUACCGAAAGAUCUAAGCUUCUCGUGCAACGAGGGACACCGGAUAUGGAACCCUCGGACCUAUGAUAAUAAAGAUCUAUUGCCGUUGGACCGGUUCUGAUUGUCGUUAAUUUUGAUUAUUAAUUAUAUCGAAUUAUCUCGCUUGUCUGAUCUUAAGUUUUUUUAACAUCCUUAUUUGCUACCUUGCUCAAUCGAAGAAUAACGAUGACGAUAGUAGCCGCGUAUCAAGUUCCAUAUUUAAAACUUGAUCAAAAUCAAUAUUAACGGCAAUGAUAAACUAGUGAAAAACAAUGUGAAACUCUCGUUUUCGUCGUCGGCGUUCCUCGAUAAAAUUCAAGCGAUUAUGUUUUUAAUGUCACAACUUUUCUAAGUAAGAAUUUUUAUCGAUCAUUGAUUUUUUCUAAUAAUUAUCGCACCACGAGAUUUUGAACGGGAUUAUACUAAGUAAGAAAAAUAAAAGUCCUGUUUAUUGCCAAUCGA